UGUGGACUUCGUCGUCGUCCGUGACCGCUAGGGAAGCUGGCUGGCAACGGGGCACGAAUUCCGAAGCGUUUCUUCCCCACCGCGUUUGCCCUGCAAAAGCUGAGCCACGCACGAUUGCCAGCCCAUUGCACUGCUGCCACACCUCCUCUCUGCAUCGGAUCCGGUCUCACGUUGUGGUGUGGUGGCCGCACCGCCGCUUCCCUGUACCGGUCUUUCCGGAUCGCGCCUUCGUAGAAGAAGAAGUAAAAACAGUGGCUUUUCUUCUUCUUGCCUUGUCGGAGUUAAUCGGCUUUCUGCUUUUCUUUGCCUGACCUUUAUGGCUUAGCUGGCCUCUGCCGUCGUUUGCUAUUGCGCGUCACAAUUUCAAUUCUUUCAUCCACCCUUGGACGUUUGCAGACGACGAACAGUUGGAAAGAAAGAGUGAGGGACACGGAGAGGGAAAGGUAGGGAUUUUUGAGGGCUCCGUUGCGAUCUUAAUUACGCCUCUUAGAAACCCCAUCGAGAAGAGGAUACCUAGGUCGGCUAUCGCCACUCGCCCUAAAGAAGCAAAUUUUGGAAUCUUUAAAUCGCCAUCUCUUUUCUCCUCGGCUCUGUUUGUACCCUUCUUGCCUGCUCUCUUGUUUUAAAGAGGGCAGAUAGAAGGGUAGGUUUUGAUAAAGGUGAGAUUUUUAUUGUUCUUUUGGGAUCCUGUAAGAGGACGAAAUGAGUUUAAGCCCGGCUUUUCUCCAUCCCUCUCAGUUUGUCGAGCUAGAUUCGAUCCAUUAAAACGUGAAGAUUUCGACUUUGGUGGUGUUCUUGUUAGAUUUCUUUUUUCCCCCUUUCCAUCUCCUUUUUCCAGUUCAUAUAUGGAUGGGCGAGAUGCCAUGGCGAUGUCCGGCGCGGGCUCAUACUACGUAGCUCACAGAGGAAUCCCUGGCUUUAUCGCCGGCUCGCAGUCUGGAUUGCACCUGACAGCACAGCCCGGGGUCCGUUCCAUACCGAACCUUGGCACCGGUCUGGCCGUCCCUCCUUCCGGCAUUGGUUCAUUGGCGUUUCAGGUGGAGUCUCCACAUGCGCUCUCGUCCCACGGAGGCGAUGUACUUGGCGAAGGUGUGAACCAGACGGAGCCCGUGAAGAGAAAGAGAGGACGUCCUAGAAAGUAUGGGCCAAAUGGAAGUGUAGCUUUAGCGCUCUCCCCUAUUUCCUCCUCUGCCCCCGCUGGCUCCGUGAUCGGGUCGGCUUCAGAUUCUGGCGCUCCUACGCAGAAGCGGGGGAGGGGGCGGCCGCCGGGCACCGGGAGGAAGCAACUGCUAGCAUCACUUGGAGAAUGGGUUACUGGUUCAGCUGGAAUGGGUUUUACUCCACAUAUCAUAACUAUCGCAGUUGGUGAGGAUGUUGCCACAAAGAUAAUGUCAUUCUCACAGCAGGGACCAAGGGCUGUUUGCAUCCUUUCAGCAAAUGGUGUUGUCUCUACUGUGACCCUUCGGCAAUCUGCAAAUUCGGGUGGCACAGUCACUUAUGAGGGCCAAUUUGAAAUUCUUGGUUUAUCUGGUUCAUACAUGAUAACCAACAAUGGUGAUUCGCGGAGCAGAACUGGAGGAUUGAGCAUCUCGCUUUCUAGCCCUGACGGUCGGGUAAUUGGUGGUGGGGUAGCAGGAGUGCUCAAAGCUGCCACCCCCGUACAGGUAAUUGUAGGAAGCUUCAUUUACACAGGAUCUAAAGCGAAGAACAAAGCAAAAGCUAGCAAUGAAACAAACCCUGAAGCUGAGCUUCAGCCCGAGGACGAGCAAGCUACACCGUUGGCUGCUCUUCCCAAUCCAAACCUUACGUCUCCAAUCAUAGGGGGGUGGCCUGGAUCGAGGCAAUUCGAUCUGAGGAAUGCUCACAUUGAUAUCGACUUGACACGAGGGUAGAUUAUCGUAACUGUCGCGCCUAAACCUUGUUCAUAUCAGUUACCAAAUUAACUAGUUGUAAACUGGCAAAGAGACCUGCAGGCUGUAGUGGUCGUAUAUUUAUGUUUAAAUGUGUUGUUGUGUUCGUUCGUUUCUUAGGCUUUAUAAACUCUGUUGAAAGAUGACUUCGCAAUCAAGCUUAGUGUCUUCUCUGUGA
Messenger RNA from Zingiber officinale, 2088 nucleotides. RefSeq names its product AT-hook motif nuclear-localized protein 9-like. The record is from RefSeq and is a predicted model, not a curated record. Gene Ontology annotation, molecular function: minor groove of adenine-thymine-rich DNA binding. The transcript has 5 exons. Bases 846 to 1892 code for a protein of 348 amino acids. Lineage: Eukaryota; Viridiplantae; Streptophyta; Magnoliopsida; Zingiberales; Zingiberaceae.